AUGUUUACGAAGGAUUCAUCGACAACGAUACAAACAAAGAUGGGCAGACCUGUGUACACACAUGUACCUGGGGUAAACAGGGGAGUAAACAAGGCCUGUGAGCCUAUUGCACUGCUGCUUGUGCUGCUGCUGUUGCUGCUGCAUUCGUCAAGUGAGUUUGUGCAAAGCGCAGCUGCCCCCUUCGAUCCCCGUAUCUCUGCCCGCCCGCUCUCCAUGGAACAAUCGCUAUUGGAAUGUACGCUGGGACGAGACAAGCUGCUGGAAAUUGAUGGGUCACCAAACAUCUCAACCAACACUAAUUCAAAUCAAGACGUCAUAGCUCACGAGUUAAGCGCGAUGCAACGCAAUGAACAAGCACAGGCUGAGCAAAUGUUUUUGUUGGCAUUACACGAACGCUUGGCUCAGCAGCUGCGACCUCAGACGGAACUUCAACGGAUUUGGCAAAAUAUGAUGCUUGGCCUGCCAGCUUUAUUACCACCAUUGGACUUAACGGCUUUACCGGGUACCAGCCAAGCCUUAAUGCAUCCACUCUACCAGGUUAGUUGGGUAAAGGAAAAAGGUUAUGAAGAUAGAGAAGGGGUCGAACGGUUAUUGUUUAUCAUAUGGACGCAUAGGGAUUGUCUUCAGUUGAUCAGUAAACAUAUGAAGAGGAGAAAUGGUGUAAUUGAAGUAAACAAGCGCUUCGAUUGUGAAAUAUAUACACAUUUUACACACAGAAGAGAAGCUACACAGUGGUCAUUUUGUUUAUUAAUUGCUAUAAGUGAACGUGAUGAUUGUUUACUUAAGCAUAACCUUUGCACUUGGCCACAGUGUGACCAACCAUGCGAAAAUUUCGCCACAUUUUUACAUCAUUUGGCGACGGUUCAUACGCUCGAUGAAAGAUCCGCUCAGCAAUGUCGUGCUCAAAUCGAGAUAGUGGAUAACUUGGAGCAUAGGCUUAACAGGGAACGUACUCGUCUGCAAGCUAUGAUGCAACAUUUACAUAUGAAACAGUCACCUGAUACUACCACGCCAACCUUAGGCACGUUACAACAGUCACAAGAUUCAACUUCCAUUCCAUCACCAACACUUGCAGAACCAAAAACUGAAUCCCUACCCGAUCAGAGGAUAAUGGUUUUCCGUAACGUUAGACGGGAAAAGGAUAUUGGUGGAGAGCUACGACAACAGACGAUCUCGGCGUUGUCAUUACCAAGUGUCUCAAACGUUGAGGGUUCACAACAGCAGCAGCAAGAACAACAGCAACAGCAACAACAACAGCAACAUCAUCAUCGUACAACUCCAACACCACGGCGGAAAAUCAACGACAAGGUUGUUUUACAUAUUUCAACCGAUAUUGCAAGAAAUCGCGAAUUUUAUCGAACACAUGAUGUACGUCCACCAUAUACAUAUGCAUCUCUGAUACGCGAAGCCAUCAUGGAAUCCAAGGAUUGUCAAUUAACGCUUAACGAAAUUUAUCAAUGGUUCACGGAAACGUUUGCAUAUUUUCGGAGGAAUGCUGCAACUUGGAAGAAUGCAGUGAGGCAUAAUUUGUCGUUACAUAAAUGUUUUGCACGGGUUGAACAGAAUGUGAAAGGUGCCGUAUGGACAGUAGAUGACUCGGAAUUCUAUCGACGCAGGCCUCAACGUGCGCAUACAUCACGGAGUACGCCAUCAACACCAAAACCUGAUAAUCCAUUAAGUUUACUUUCCACGGCAGCUGCAGCAUCCGCGGCCAGUAUGAUGAUUACAGCCAACGAGCAUGCAGAAGCAGUGCUCCUUUGUGAUAUCAAGCAGGAAGUAUUAGCUGCCGAGAAUGUUACUCCCAGCUCGCUGCAGAUGUUCAUUAAGGAAGAAAAAUCCAGUCCAAAACUUGAGGUCGGCGAGGAAUCAUAG
Acanthocheilonema viteae is the source of this 1872-nucleotide messenger RNA. The record is from the annotation of a GenBank genome assembly. NCBI's taxonomy places the organism in Eukaryota, Metazoa, Nematoda, Chromadorea, Rhabditida, Onchocercidae.